This is a messenger RNA of Dromaius novaehollandiae (emu), 2553 nucleotides long. RefSeq names its product zinc and ring finger 1 (gene ZNRF1). Gene Ontology annotation, cellular component: intracellular membrane-bounded organelle; membrane; cytoplasm. NCBI's taxonomy places the organism in Eukaryota, Metazoa, Chordata, Aves, Casuariiformes, Dromaiidae. The record is from RefSeq and is a predicted model, not a curated record. Gene Ontology annotation, biological process: proteasome-mediated ubiquitin-dependent protein catabolic process; protein K48-linked ubiquitination. Gene Ontology annotation, molecular function: ubiquitin protein ligase activity. The transcript has 5 exons. Bases 516 to 1202 code for a protein of 228 amino acids.
GGGGGGCCGGAGGCGGGAGCAUGCGUGCUGCCGGCCUCUAUUGUCUCCACCGCGGCGCCGAGCACCGAGCGGCUGGCGGCGGCCGGCAGCGGAGGCCGCGGCCGGUGCAGCGGAGCGGGGCGCGCCGCCCCCCGGCCGCCCCCUGCCCCUCCAUGGGCCGCCGCUGAGCGUCUCCGCGGCUGCCGGCCGAGCCCCGAGGCAGAAGUGAGGCGGGCGGGCGGGCGGACCCGGGCGGCUUCCCCCCUCCGCGGCCCCGCGUCGCCGGCGCCCUCCGCAGCCCUCGCCGCCCCCCCCCGCCGGGGGGGCGCCGGCCGUGGCGGCGGUCUCGGGGUGCCCUCGCCCCUGCGGGCCCGGCGGGGGGGAAGAUGCCUGGGGCGGGGAUGAGUUUUAAUCCUUAGCUCCCCGCGCCCCCCCGCUUCCUUCCUCCCCCUCUCGCCUCCCCGCGGCGGCGGGGGCGGCGCGGCCCGUUCCCCGCGGGGGGCUGUCGCUCGGCUCCCUCCGGCCCGGCGGCGCCCAUGGGGGGCAAGCAGAGCACGGCGGCCCGCUCGCGGGGCCCCUUCCCGGGGGUGUCGACGGAUGACAGCGCCGUGCCGCCGCCGGGGGGGCCGCCCCACUUCGGCCAUUACCGGGCGGGCGGCGGCGGCGCCAUGGGGCUGCGCAGCCGCUCCGUCAGCUCGGUGGCCGGCAUGGGCAUGGACCCCACGGCGGCCGGCGCCGUGCCCUUCGGGCUGUACGCGGCGGCGGCGCGGGCGGCGGGGGAGGCCGAGCGGGCCCCGGGCGGCGGCGGCCCGGGCGCCGACUCCACGUACGCCCAUGGCAACGGUUACCAGGAGACGGGAGGCGGUCACCAUAGAGACGGGAUGCUCUACCUGGGCGCCAGGGCCUCGCUGGCCGACGCGCUGCCCCUCCACAUCGCGCCUCGGUGGUUCAGCUCGCACAGCGGUUUCAAGUGCCCCAUUUGCUCCAAAUCCGUGGCUUCUGACGAGAUGGAAAUGCACUUUAUCAUGUGUCUGAGCAAACCUCGCCUCUCCUACAACGAUGACGUGCUGACCAAGGACGCCGGCGAGUGCGUGAUCUGCUUGGAGGAGCUGCUGCAGGGGGAUACGAUAGCCAGGCUGCCCUGCCUCUGCAUUUAUCACAAAAGCUGUAUAGAUUCCUGGUUUGAAGUGAACAGAUCUUGCCCAGAGCAUCCUUCUGAUUGAUCCACUGGGCGUGCUUGCUGACUUCUCUCUAAGGGCACCUUGCUAUACCUGCUGUACCUCCUCUCCCUGUCCCACCCGCCCCGUCUGGAGUUUUGGGCUGACUUUAAAUUCCUCAAGAAGAAGAAAAAGAAGAAGAAGAAGAAAAAAAAAAAAACCCAGAAACUUGAAUCCACUUGGGACAACGGCGAAUUUUUUUAUUUUAUUUUAUUAUUUUUAUUUGUUUUUUUAAUUUAAAGGAUUAAAAAAAAAAUAACAUCCAGGAGAGACAGUGUCAGAAAAGCAGAGCGACCUGCUCGCGCCUCUGCACCUGCCGGCACGGGGAGAGAGACCUGCCCACCAGGGAGGCCCUGGGAACGCUCUUGCCACCCUCGGCCGAAACCCUGCCAUGAUGUUUGGCUUUUUUCUUCCCGCAACGAACGGAAAAGCUGCCGGGGGACAGCCGGCCAAACGGAGCACGCGGUAUUUCUCACUGGCACCCUCAUCUCCCACCUGGACUCGCCUGGCGCCCCGGGGGCUCUGCUCGGUUUUUUUUGCACUGACUAAUGGGAAUUUUCUCCUCUGUCCCGUCUCCCUUUUGGAGACCACCGACCCGGACCUGGCAGUGUGAGACAGGGACUCUGCCCCACGCCGGGAGCGGGGCCACUGCUCUCCCCCUGCAGAGGCGCUGGGGGUCUGUCUUUCAAGUGUUUACAACAACAACAACAAAAAAAAGAGAAAACCAACAAAAAAAAAAAAAAAAAAAGAAGCUUCGUGUUGACUGGCGUGUUCUUCGAUUUGAGCUUCCCUGCCCCGGUGAUGUUUACAGACUGGUCACUCUUUAACUCAGCUAUAACCACUCAGAGACUGAACAGCCGCAGCAUCCCCGCCGCCCCCCCGUCCCGUCGCCGUCGGACUCCUGUUGCCAAAAACAACCCCUUUUUCUUUCCCGUCGCCUUUUGAGUUGAAAGCUUGGAGGAAGGGGAUGGGGGGAGGUCUCCCGCCAGCCCCGCGAUUGCGAGCGCCUCGGCCGGCUGCUGUCGGCCUCUCCUCUGGCCCCCACGGGCUGCUUUGACGUGUUUCCCCCCUUCCAGGAGAUGCUGAGGCCGAGUCAUUUUAUUGCAGCCCCCCCCCCAACCCCGUCCCGUCCCUGUCCCCUCCCGGCGCGGCGGGCAUGUUUUCAUUGGUGAGACCUCCCCUGCCGGUGGCCGUGCCCCUGCGGGAAACGUUUCUGUAUUUAUAUAUGAAAAAAAUCCCGGAAACCGGAGAAAAAAAAAAAAACGAGUUCAGAGCUUGGGGGGAGCUUCCUUCAUUAGUCAAGGUGUUUUGAUAUGGUAUUAAAACAAUGUUCAAUAAAAUAUUCACUGUUAUUUUA